This is a messenger RNA of Mytilus trossulus (common blue mussel), 3326 nucleotides long. RefSeq names its product histone deacetylase 11-like. Gene Ontology annotation, cellular component: histone deacetylase complex. The transcript is spliced from 11 exons. The record is from RefSeq and is a predicted model, not a curated record. NCBI's taxonomy places the organism in Eukaryota, Metazoa, Mollusca, Bivalvia, Mytilida, Mytilidae. Bases 16 to 1269 code for a protein of 417 amino acids. Gene Ontology annotation, molecular function: histone deacetylase activity.
UGUACCGAAGGGAAGAUGCAUUCGGAAAUUUCUAUUUACAAGAAAAAGGAAAAUGAGAUGACAUUACUGAAGAUCAGAUCUACAUUAUUUAGAUUUGCAGUGAUACUGUCUGCAUCAUCACUAGAAAAAUCCGAUAGAUUAAGUGUUAAAUCAACUUUUACAGUGAUGGCAACAGAAGCACCAAGAAGGCUGCAUGCCACUGACUUAUAUGUUCCAAUAGAACCCAAACAAUGGCCAAUUGUAUACACUAAUCAGUACAACAUAAAUGCUUUUGGAAUGCAGAAGCUUCACCCAUUUGAUGCUGGCAAAUGGGGAAGAGUUUUUCAGAUGUUGAAAGAGGCAGGCAUGGUAUCGGAGACAGAUGUUGUAACACCAAAGGAAGCCACGUCACAAGAUCUCUUAGUUGUUCAUACACAGAAAUAUCUGGACGACUUAACAUGGAGUUCUGUUGUUGCCAGGAUUACAGAAGUAUUACCAGUAGCAUUAGUACCCAACUUUAUCUUACAGAAAAUAUUACUCAAACCACUCAGAUUCCAAACAGGUGGAACCAUUCUGGCUACAAAGCUUGCUGUGGAAAGAGGUUGGGCCAUUAACAUUGGAGGAGGUUUUCAUCAUGCACAUGGAGAAGAUGGCGGAGGAUUUUGUGUUUAUGCUGACAUAACUCUCGCUAUCAAAUUUUUGAUGGCAUCUGAUCCUAAAAUAAAGAAAGCCAUGAUUAUAGAUCUUGAUGCCCACCAGGGAAAUGGUCAUGAGAGAGAUUUCCUUAAUGAUGAUAGUGUAUAUAUCCUUGAUGUUUAUAAUGGUGCAAUAUACCCUAGAGAUUUAAAAGCAAAAGCUGCUAUAAAGAAAAGAGCAAAUUGUUUACACCACACAAAAGAUGAAGAGUAUUUAGAAAAAGUUAAAAGGACAAUAGAAGAAGCCUUAAAUGAAUUCAAACCAGAUAUUAUAGUAUACAAUGCUGGCACAGAUAUAUUAAAAGGGGAUCCUUUAGGGAACCUGGAUAUCUCUGCAGAGGGAAUUAUAAAGCGAGAUGAAAUUGUGUUUACAAAAGUCAGAUCUAAAAACAUACCAAUUGUCAUGGUAACGAGUGGAGGGUACACUAUGGAAACAGCUAAAAUCAUAGCAGACUCUAUUUUAAAUUUGAAAGAGAAAAAAAUAAUUUCAAAGGAAUCUGGUCAUUCAAUAAAAGACACUUUUCCACCUGAAGGAAAUGAGGAAUCAUAUAGUCGAUUUUCUGCAAGAUUCAAUUCAUCUGGGACUAAUACAUGAAGAAUAUUCUUAAGCAUUUUGAUCCUGCAAAGACAACUAUGAAGACACAGUCUGAGUUAUAAAGAUCUGAACAGAACUUAUAUCUAAAUGAUAUAUUUAACUUGGAAUAUCUUAAUGACUUCAAUUUUUGUUGCUCUCUUUAUACACAAAUUUGUAAAGGCUUAGAAUAUUUUACAGAUGAUUUUUGUAAUCAUUACCAUGCCCUACUAAAUUAUCUUUUGUUCAACUCAAUAUAUGUAAAUCUGUCUGCUAGGUUUUUUUACAUGAGGUAAGUCAAAAAGGUAUUACUUUUUAGCACCACAAACAAUGCUGCAGAUAUCAGUUGUAUCUUAUUAUCGCUAUCAACUUUUAUGUAAAGAUAUGAAAUAGUCAUUUAUGCAUUUGGCUUUGACAGGGGAUAAGGAAAACAGUUAAACGCAUUUGAAAACCAUAUUUAAAGAUUAACAAAGGUGUUAGGGUUGUAAAAAUGCUUGUUACAUGUUGUUUAUGCAUAUUGAAAUUUUGUUAAGAAUCAAAUGGAUUUGCCUAGGUUUUAUAUUUGAAUUUGAUUUUGAAUAAAUCAGCAUAUUCACCUGGGGAAAAAGAAUAUUCACUGUGCAAAAGUCACGUUUUCACAUGUAUAACUAUGGUCACAGUAUUAGAGACAUCGGUAUUACAAUGUGAUGUGAGCACCAGUGUAAAGUAUUUGUUUAAAGCUUUAUAUAUCAGAAGGCAGAGGACCUGGAUGUUUCAUACCUUGUUUGCAGAUAGCUUGAUACCUUAUGCUAUGAUGUUUCUGUCCGUCAUAUAUCAAUUGUCCUUGACCUCAUUUUAUGGUUCAAUAUCUGUUUUUUUUUUAAAUAUGUAAAGUGAAAUACUUGUUUUGAGUAAAAGGAUACCAGUAACUAUGUUUGGAAUAUGGGAUCCUAGUACAGUCUUUAUGUCUGUUAGGUAGGGUUCUUCUGACCAAGACCUUAUUCAAUGGAUAAAUGAUCAAGGUUAAAGUUAACAGGUCAAACCCUUUUAAAAGCAAUAAGUCAACUAUAUUAGACUGCCAUGGUAGCUUGUUUGGUUUGAGGGAAGGAAGUCAAACUCUAACUGGGUCAAACAAGAGACUUUAAAACUGGUAUUUGUUGCUUCUUUUCUUAACACACAGUAAUAAGGAGUAGGAGAAAAGACUGGUCAGCUCCGAGUCUGAAAAAUGUGUCUGUAAAAAGUGUCUUUUCCUCCUGCAGACUGUUACCUAGAGAACAAGCACUUACAAAAUUGGGCUCAACUUGUCAGUCUAGCACAAAACAGAGUAAAUAUUCAUAUAAUAUUAACAUGUUUUUGUUAUGAAUAUGCAUAUAAAUAUACCACUGGACUUUUUUUUUAGUCAAUAAUCAACUAUAUUUGGUGUAUGGAUUGAUUGUAAGGUGUACAGGUCUGACUGACAUGUUUCAUCUUACCUUGACCUCAAUUUCUUGUUUUAAUGCACAAUGUUUAGUGUUUGUGGUUUUGUCAAAUUCUCUGAUACUAUUAGCAAAAGGCCUGCUAUAUUUGAUGUAUCAAGCAAUUGUCAGAUACACAUGUCCAUCAGCAGGUUUUAUCCGACCUGGACCCUCAUUUUCUGGUUUAUUGGACAAUUUUUAGUUUUUGUGGUUUGGUCUAUUUCUCAGAUAUCUUAAAAGCAAUAGGCCAAUUAUCAAUGAUUAUAUUAAGUGAAUGGAACAAUUGGGAGAUGUACAUGGAAGUCUGGCAGGGUUUAUAUGACCUUGACCUAAUCUUCAUUGAUCAUUGGUUAAUAUAAAGAUCUUGUGGUUUUCGAUCUGUUUCUCAGGUAUGAUAAGACCACUAUAUUUGGUGUAUGGUACAUGUUUUUUGACAUGGUUCAUCCCGUGACCUCAUUUUUAUGACAUUGAUAAUAUUAAGUUUAUGUGAUACUUGUAAUAAAACCUUCAUAUUGCACUUUCAACAUGAAUGUAAAACAGACUAGACAUUCAGUUUAUGCACUCUUGUUGUAAAUUUAUUGAUGUACAAUUUGUUUUGUGAAUUAUUGUCAGGACAAACAUGUUCAUGGAAUACAGAAUAAAACAGUU